This is a messenger RNA of Aspergillus saccharolyticus JOP 1030-1, 1022 nucleotides long. RefSeq lists its product as uncharacterized. The transcript is spliced from 3 exons. NCBI's taxonomy places the organism in Eukaryota, Fungi, Ascomycota, Eurotiomycetes, Eurotiales, Aspergillaceae. Bases 1 to 732 code for a protein of 243 amino acids. The record is from RefSeq and is a predicted model, not a curated record.
AUGAAAGCCGAGGAGAACCAGCCAGGUGAGCGACUACGGCUUGGCAUCCUUCAUUAUGCGUUUGUCCUCGCUUCUGAUUUCUCGGCUCGUGUACGCCCGAGGGUUCGCUCCUGGCUACCGUAUGCCAGCGUUCACCCCGAGAUCUUCCAACAAAACAUCAAAGUUGCUGGCGCUCUAGGCGCAGGCGAGAUAGAACUCCUCCCCUUCUACGCCUAUGGCUCCGAAGUACCUGGGGCAGAUUGGACGACGUAUGGCUUCGGCACGCCAUCGUAUCUCAAGAUGUUCAAAGCUGCUCUGCAGGCUCACAAAGAAGAAGCAGGCCUUGCUAUGGACUUUCACCUUGGUCCUGAUCAGGGGCAGGGUGUACCUGAAAAGUACGAUGAUGUGGGACUUCAGUGGGACUUGAGCUACACGCGUGCGCCGUCAAUUUGCACCGCCGAUGUUCCCUCUUCGAUCAUUGGAUAUAACCACAGCAGCGCAGGAGACCUCCACUUGCACGUCGCAUCCAACGGCGGUGCAAAUGCAACACUCCCACUCUCCAAUGGCAAGAUCAUUGCUCAGCUCAGGAACCGCAACAUAGCCUCGACCAUCACUCUCGCCAACUGGACCCUUAAUCUUGAAAUUCGGGACUACCCUGUCAAUCUUGGCGAUGCCUCGCUCAAUCUUCGGCGAGCUCUAGACGGGAUGGAUUCGUCCGGUGGAUAUGUUCAGAGGCUUUGGUGGAUUGCCUAGGACAAUAGACAAUGGACUCAUUGGAGAGGUAGUUGUGGUUUCAUAUGUAGACGUUCAUGUAGGGUGAUCAUCGUGCGCCAUUGGACUUUGUACCACUCGACCAUAUUUCUCGCGAUGGGGAUGUCAAUGAGAUCGUCGGUCGGAGAACAAUCGAUAAGGGCGGAAAAGAAGAACGAAUCCUCCACGUGUCGCAACCUAAACUUCCACACCAAUGCAGAAGAAGGAAAAGAAGCAAACAAACCAGCCUUCAUCUCGUUCCCAUUUCCUGCAAUCAUCCCGAUCACCCAGCA